Bursaphelenchus okinawaensis is the source of this 1798-nucleotide messenger RNA. Lineage: Eukaryota; Metazoa; Nematoda; Chromadorea; Rhabditida; Aphelenchoididae. The record is from the annotation of a GenBank genome assembly.
AUGCUUCGCUCUUCGGUUCAGGCCGUUCGCCAGGCAUCGAGUGCUGCUGCGGCGAAGCCUACUGGCCAAAGGGUAAAGACUUUUGAAAUCUACCGUUUCAACCCUGAUCAACCUGGAGCUAAACCUACCUUGCAAGUAAGGUUUCAAACAAGUUAUAUAGUUUUAUGCAUUAAUAUUAUUUAAUAGCUUACUCUUGAUUUCUAGAAAUAUGAUGUCGAUCUUAACGCUUGUGGUCCUAUGGUGCUGGAUGCUCUGAUUAAGAUCAAGAAUGAAGUCGAUCCCACCUUGACCUUCAGACGUUCGUGUCGUGAGGGGAUCUGUGGUUCGUGCGCGAUGAACAUUGGAGGACAGAACACGUUGGCUUGUAUCUGUCACAUUGAUACCGAUACAGCCAAGUCUACCAAAAUCUACCCACUUCCUCACAUGUACGUUGUCAAGGAUCUGGUCCCUGACAUGAACUUGUUCUACACUCAAUAUGCUUCUAUCCAGCCAUGGAUUCAGAAGAACAACGGACUAAAUUUGGGAGAGAAACAACUUCAUCAGAGCAUUGAAGAGCGUGAGAAGUUGGUAGGUUAUUCAGAAGUAUUAUUUUUACGUAGGACGAGGGUAUAGAGCUUUUUGUGUGAUAAUGAUUUUCCAAAAUCUUUCAGGAUGGAUUGUACGAAUGUAUUUUGUGUGCUUGUUGUUCCACCAGUUGUCCAUCAUAUUGGUGGAACGCUGACAAAUAUUUGGGCCCGGCCGUCUUAAUGCAAGCUUACAGGUAAGUGUUUUUAUGGUGCAAGACUAAAUUACACAUUUUGUUCUACGAUUACAGAAUAGUCAGCAUCUCUAAAUAAUGUUAAGUUUAUAUACAUUUUUGAAUAAAUACAUGACUAAAUUACAAUGUUUUAGAUGGGUCAUUGAUUCCCGUGACGACAAGGUGGAGGAGCGAUUGAGUCGCAUGCAAGACGCAUACUCUGCCUUCAAAUGCCACACCAUCCUCAACUGCACUAGAACGUGCCCCAAGGUAAGAGAUCUUUAAGGACUUGCUGUACCAUCAGAGAAUCCGUUCUCUGGGUCGUCUGGAGCUUGAAUGUCAGGGGAGAACAGGCUGGGCGCGUAGAAUAGGGAACUAAAACUAAUCUUGUUCAUUGUAAUUUGUUUUUAAACUUCUUCAGAUAGUUAGUUUAAAUUAGCAGUCUAAAAGAUUAUUUUUUGAAAUAUUCCCGGAAGCUACCUGUUGACGUCGAGUCCGUCAGUUUUACUACUUCCGAAGAGCGGCAUCAUGUGGGAGAAAGACCUCUUUGACUGUCGCUCUUUCUUCAUCCACUGGUUGUAGGAAUGGGGAUUGUACUUCUCCUUGUAGGUAUGAAUUACGGUAGGCGGGGGUUCUUCCUAAAUCGCAAAGUAGCCGAUUGUAAAAAGUUUAAAAUUACAAUUUAAACUGACCGUCUCGCCGCUCGGAGCUCUUUGUUUUCGUAAUUUGUAGACACGAAUCAAUAAGAAGAUAGCGAUAACUGUGGUGACAAUAGAGAUGAGCAGUAAAAUCACCGCCACCACACAAAUCAUAUAUCCGAUAUCACGGCUCAUAAACGGUAAUUAGCGGUUUCGGGACGGUUUUCCCGAGAAUGUUGGACUCCAAACAGCCGUCUGAUUCUGAGUCACGAGAUCGGGAAGGAAAGAACAACAUUCUCUCGUUUGUGAAUAACCAAACUUUAACUUUCAGCAUCUGAAUCCGGCCUUCGCGAUCGGACAGCUCAAGAAACUAAUCACCGGCCUCGAGAAGAAACCGAAGCAAGUCAAGGAGUUUUGCUGCUGA